CAAUGGAGGCGGCGUCAUGUAAAUAUUGCUCCAUAAAGUGCACAACAUGGCGGCUCAAAGAACUGAAUGAAAGAUAGAUAAAAUUGUUACAAAAUUCCGAAUUGUGCCUUUAAAGUAUAUACUUAUUGUUGAUGGGCGUUGAUGGGAGUUAUCAAUCUACUAAGUGACACAAUCUGAUCAUUUUAAAGAUUUUUAGUGGAAAUUUAAUUCUCACUGCCGUGGUGCUAGCUUUCUAGUCGAUGCAAGAUAAAUACACAGUGUUCAUCUCCAAUGCCUCUAACAAUAUCAGUGGUUUAAAUCAAAUCAGCAUGGGGAAAUCAUACCUGAAAGGUGCUGAUGGCACAUUGUUUCCACUCCUACCUAAAGUCACUACAGUUGGAAGAGAAAAUUGUGACUUCACAAUACAGCUCCCUGGAGUAGAUUACCAGCAUUGUGUGAUUGAGUACAGUGAGCAAGAUGAUUGUUUCAUCAUACAAGAUCUCAACACCGCCCAGGGCACUUAUGUUAAUGAUGUUAGAAUACAGAAUGCAGCUGUCAGGCUUGCUCCUGGGGACUAUGUUCGGUUUGGCUACAAUGGUCAGCCUUUUGAGUUGCAAGUUGAAAAUCAACCACAGUUGCGUGGGAGAAAUUUAAUGAGCAUUCCCCCAGUGACUCAGAGGCCACCCAUAUGGAACCAGCCAAUCACCAUGAUCACAGACCAAGACAUAUACAACACAUAUGGUGUCUCUCAGUACGGGGGCUCCCAGGGACUGCCCCAUAUCUCGUAUGCCACAACCUCUGUCCAACCUAACGCCCUCUGGUCACAGGCCAACUAUUCUCAGCCCCCUCCCCCUGUCCCAAGGCCACCACUGAGGUCAAGGCCGCUCAGUGCAGGGGCAGCCAGGAGAAAUGUACAGAAUCUCCAGGCAGUUGGCCCUGCUGUACAAAGAACAACUGUUGUUGGAGGAUGGGUCAACCAGCCUUUGAUGAGAACAUCUUCCAUCCCAGACCUUCAGGAAAAGGAGCAGAGACUCAACCAGUUGUCUGACGAGGUGAACAGAUUACGAACAUUUGAAUUUGAGUCUGUGAGGAAAGACUCUCUUAUACAGCAACUUCAGCAGCAGAUAACGGAACUUCAAACAAAAAUGAGACAAGAGCCGGCCAUUAUUAUGGGUGGGGACACAGAUAUGUCAGGCAAGUUGUUACACCUUGAGACUGAAGUCAGUGCCAAAAAAGGGGAAAUUAAUGCCUUAAAAGAACAGCUGAACAAACUUCAAGAGGACAGAUCCACCAGUCCCCAUCUGUUGCGCCAGGAGCUGGGGGAGAGGGUGAAGGAGAUCUCCCUGUUGAGGAAUGAGCUGGAGAGAGUCAAGAAAGAUAAGAACAUCACGUCUGGCCUGGUCACUCAGAUGCAGCGGGACAUGUCCAGCAAGGACUCUACAAUCAGCAGGAUGGCAAGAGAAAUUGAAGUGUUGAAGAAAGAUAUAAGAGAGAGGGAGAUUCAGAUGACAGCAGUGAACUCAGCUAAGGAUGUUCCUCCAUAUCUGAGGCUAGAUGGAGGGAAAACCAAAGACCAGCCCAAGGAAGAAAUUAGUGCAAGAGAAAAAGAGCUUAUCUCCCUUAGACAGAAAUUUAAGACAGCUGAGAGUAAGGUCCAGGAGCAAACAGACUUAGUGGCUGCUCUAAGGGAGGAGCUGGACAAGUCUAAAGCCUCUUUCUUGUCUGAGAAGGAGGCCCAGAAGAAAAUUCUGGCCGACCUUGAGGCUGCCAAAGUUCAAGUGCAUGACAUUCAGAGAUCUGAGAGAGUUGUCAGAGUUGACCUUGAGCAGUCACAGAAAAGGUUUGAAAGGCUGAGAAACAGAGUGUUCCAGGUGAUCUACUCAACACCUGGGGUUCAAGCACCUGAGAAAGAAAUAAAUGAUGACGAACUGAUAGAAGCUUUGAAGAAACUGGUAGAAGAAAGAGCUAAACAGUUCUCCAAAAUAAAAGAGCUAGAGGCAGAUGUGGUUGGUGCUAAGUCAGGGAAAGAUGAGCUACUAGCACAGGCUACUAAGCUGAAAGAAAUUUUAGAGUCCAGUGUGCAUCGGUUAAAAGAAAACGGCUACCUCAGCUCAUCCCUCAAGCAAGAGCUCAGCAUCAUUCAGACAGCCAGCACGGAGGAUAGCCUUACAUGGAUACGUGACCUCUUGUUUGAAUCAAUCUCUUCUGAACUAGAAUGGGUAAUCAGAACGGAGCAGGCUCUCAUCAAAUGUGGAGUGAAUGUUAAUAUAUCUCAUGAUGAACCAAGCAAGCACAUUGAAAGUUUGUUUGCUAAGUGGGAGUCUUCUCUCAUGGAGGUAGAAAGUUUAAAACAGCAGAUAGUGGAGCAAGACAAAACGCACAAGGCUGAACUUGAAGACAAGGCAAAAGCUGUACAAUCUGAGAUGGAGAGUCUGCUGCAGGAUGCUGUAGAGAAGGCCAGACUUGAAGGUGAUGCCAAGUUGAACAUUGCCAUUGAUGAGAUAAGGAUGGCAGAGACAGAGAAGAGAGAUAGUUGUGUGGAGGUAGAGAGGAGAAAGAUUCACGAGCUCGAGUCUGCUUUAGAGCAGCUUAGAGGGUCCUUGUCAGAACGCCAGGCAGACGACCAGGCUAAAUUGAUGGAGGCGUGUGCCGCCCUGCAGGAGAUAGAGGUCUUAAGGAACACGGAGAAGUCACUGCGGGAGGAAAUACUUAAACUAGAGCAGCUGAGGAUUGAAGACUCUGAGAAGCUUUCAUCAGAGAGGAAGUCUCUUGAGGAAAAGUUUGAGUCAGAUUUGUCUACCUACAAAGAACAGAUCAAGCAACAUUCUGUGACCAUCUGCACCAUGGAGGAGAGGGUGGAGAAACUGAUGAAGAAAAACAAAGACUACCAGGAGCAGAUCAACAAGGUGAAAUCAGAAAAGUCAAAGCCUGUUCUGGCGCCCAAGCCUAAGGUUAUAAUAGAGAGGCCCAGAGAGGAGCUGGCUGCACUAGAACAUUUGGUCAAUGCUCUAAGGCAGGAGAACUUGGUGCUGAAGAAAGAAAUCAGGGACUCUCAAGACGUCAUCAAAGGUCUCCGGCGUGAUUUGUCCGGCGCCUCGGCCAGACUGUCAGACAUCUCUGGGGAGAUGAGUGAGUCGCAGAAGCAGGAGAUGGAGAGGAACCGUGAGCUGCUGCAGCAGAGGUCCACCGAGUCCACGGAACUCAGGCAACAGCUGGCCAAACUCUCUAAGAUCAUCGACAGCCAGAAGGAGGAGUUGAGGAAGUUGGAAAGUGAACUGAGCAAAGAACAAAGUCUGUCUUCUAAGUACAAGAUGGGGCUAGAGGAGCGCAGCACACAGCUCAAAGUUCUGGAGGGUGAGCUCAACAGAGAGAAGGAGGAACAGAAGAAGCAGCUGGAGCUUAUUGAUCAGGAGGGGCGGAUAACCACAGAGUUGACCAGCCUUGGUGCCCAGUGCAGGGGGGAGAGGCAUGAGCAGAUCAUCAACAGGCAGAGGGAGGCGUUGGCCGAGCUCAGGUCGAAGGUCAAAGUGCUUGAGCAGAACAGGCCACUGUUACCCACCCAGGACCAGGCACUACACCAGGUACUCAUGCUGAAGAAGGAACUGGCUGAGAUGAGGGUCAACCAGGCUAUGGCUGAGGACAAGAUUAUCAAAGGCGCCACCUCACUGGACAGAGAGAUUGGCAAGGCCAGGGGUCUCAUCACGCCAGCAAACUUUGAGGCGGACAUGGAGAGGAGUGCUCACAGGGAGACCAUGGACGCACUAGACUGCAGUGAAGCCUCCUUCAUGUCCUUGCUGAGGUCCAUGGCCUGCACACUGGACAUUGAGCAGAUCGAGGGGCUGAGGCCAAUGGCACAUGCACCCAGGGAUGAGAGGGAAGCUCUGCUGGCCGCCAGAGAACGGGCGUGUCAGUUGCUGACCAGUCGCAUUCAGGUGCUCAAGGAGAGGAUAGCUAGGAAGGAUGAGCUGCUCCAGGGCUACGAGACAGACCUGACAAAACUCAGACAAUCUCAAGACUUUGCUGCCAGAAAAUCUCAAGAAGUGGAAGCUUUAGCUAAUGACGUAAGAACCAAGUCUGAAGAGUCAGAAUAUUUGCGGGAGUCACUGAGUAGAACAAGAGAUAAACUGAACCAAGAGAAGAGGUUAAACUCUGCUAUCAAAGAGAAAAAAACUUUCCACCUGGAGAAUGAAAGAGCUCACUUACAAAACAAUGGUCGUGUUCAUCAUCAUUGUGCUGUAGAAGAUCCCAAGAAUGUUGCCAAAAUUAGGAAGCAGAAUGACACAAUCAAACGCAAGAACUACAUGAUCAAAACCUUGAAAGAAGACCUGUGUGAAACAGAGAAGGAGCUGUAUGAGAGAGAUAAGAGGCUGAUUUCCUUUGAGACUAGCAGGAUGUUGGACCAACCAAUGUAACUCAGUGGGAGUCCACCAAACAACAAGCUUCUGAUAAGAUCAAACAAGCCUGAAGAUUGAUGCAAGUUUGUCAACUUCAACUCAGCAGCAACACAACAGA
This is a messenger RNA of Physella acuta, 4491 nucleotides long. Its product is annotated as forkhead-associated domain-containing protein 1. The record is from RefSeq and is a predicted model, not a curated record. Gene Ontology annotation, molecular function: protein binding. Lineage: Eukaryota; Metazoa; Mollusca; Gastropoda; Physidae.